GGUGAUUUCAUGUCUUGCGGUUUGCAGUCUCGGGGAUGAUGGAGCUGCUGAGUUUGUUGUCCGUCAAGCAAACCAAGCACAAGAUCGAUGCAGGUGCUGGCUCCGUGGUACGACGCCAUGCCCAGGUGCCAUAUACAUACCAACUUCUGCUUUCUUUUCUAUGGUUUUUCAGGCUUAACUGUUUUAUUUUUCUUUCAUGUUUCUGUCAGGACCGCCCCCACCAGGAUGCACGGAAAGUCCCAGUUCAAGCCCAAAGGCGAGUCCAACUCCAAAGACCAGCCCAACACCAAGCCCAUCUCCAAAGACGAGCCCAACACCAAGCUUAUCUCCAGAGACCAGCCCCGCUCCAAGCCCAUCACCUCCAAAGACCAGCCCCGCUCCAAAUCCAACUCCAAAGGCCAGUCCCAAGGCAUCAGGAGGGAAAGAUCAUCACUCUGCGACUCCAUAAGCACACGGCAUGACUCCACGGAAUAAGCCAGUGCGUCUCAGGGGACCUUAAUCUACGGCUCUCAUGACUUUAAAGAGCUUUGUAUUGUAUUGUGUUGUUCUUGUCCUGAGAAUAAAAGAAUGCCUAGAACUUGUACA
Messenger RNA from Selaginella moellendorffii, 585 nucleotides. RefSeq lists its product as uncharacterized. NCBI's taxonomy places the organism in Eukaryota, Viridiplantae, Streptophyta, Lycopodiopsida, Selaginellales, Selaginellaceae. The record is from RefSeq and is a predicted model, not a curated record. The transcript has 6 exons. The coding region runs from base 88 to 474 and encodes 128 amino acids.